Messenger RNA from Phragmites australis (common reed), 1190 nucleotides. RefSeq names its product transcription factor MYB44-like. Bases 90 to 1022 code for a protein of 310 amino acids. Gene Ontology annotation, biological process: regulation of DNA-templated transcription. The transcript has a single exon. Gene Ontology annotation, cellular component: nucleus. Lineage: Eukaryota; Viridiplantae; Streptophyta; Magnoliopsida; Poales; Poaceae. The record is from RefSeq and is a predicted model, not a curated record. Gene Ontology annotation, molecular function: RNA polymerase II cis-regulatory region sequence-specific DNA binding; DNA-binding transcription factor activity, RNA polymerase II-specific.
UCGCCGUCCCUUCCCCUCGCCACCAAUCAGACAUCCCAAUCGAGAUAGUCACACAAUCGCACACCGCCAUUGCAGACGGGAGGAAUCCGAUGGGAGCGGAGUCAGAGUGCGACAGGAUAAAGGGCCCGUGGAGCCCUGAGGAGGACGAAGCGCUGCGGCGGCUGGUGGAGCGGCACGGGGCACGGAACUGGACGGCGAUCGGGCGGGGGAUCCCGGGGCGGUCGGGCAAGUCGUGCCGGCUGCGGUGGUGCAACCAGCUGUCGCCGCAGGUGGAGCGGCGCCCGUUCACGCCGGACGAGGACGCCGCGAUCCUGGCUGCGCACGCGCGGCUCGGCAAUCGGUGGGCCGCCAUCGCGCGACUUCUCCCCGGCCGCACCGACAACGCCGUGAAGAACCACUGGAACUCAUCGCUCAAGCGGAAGCUCGCCACCGCUACUGCUGGCAGCGGGGUGGAUCUCGUCGACGGCGGCGGCGAGGAAGAGCGGCCGUGCAAGCGCCCCAGCCCCGGGCCUGGGAGCCCGACUGGAUCAGACCGUAGUGAGCUCAGCCACGGCUGCGGCAGCGGCGGCGCGCAGGUCUUCCGUCCCGUCCCGCGCGCCGGCGGGUUUGACGCCAUCAGCGCCGCGGAUGUGCGUGCCCCGCCGCCCCCGCGGCGAGACGAGGACCCGCUCACCUCGCUCUCCCUCUCGCUGCCGGGCUUGGACCAGGGGUCGGGGUUCCACCACGACAGCGCCCGGAGCCACUUCCAGGAGCUCUCUUCCUCGGGCUCCCCGUCGCCACCAUCCCCACCCUCUCCCCCGCCGCAAGCGGCGCCGUCGCGGUCCCCGCCCUACCCGUUCAGCGGCGAGCUGGUGGCGGCGAUGCAGGAGAUGAUCCGGGCCGAGGUGCGCAAGUACAUGUCCGGCGCGGGGUUGCGCGCCGGGUGCGGGCCCGGCGCCAUCGGCGAGGCGUGCAUGCCGCAGCUGCUCGACGGCGUGAUCCGCGCCGCCGCCGAGAGGAUCGGCGUCAUCACCCGCCAAUAAAAAGAAUCAAAUCAAAUCAAUGCGAAGCAUUGUGUUGAUUAGGACUGCUGCUAUGCGUUAAUCAAUAUCCGAUCCUGUAGCGCUAGUCGUGUUAUGGCCUCUCUUGGCCCUUGUACUGACGAGCUCGCCGUUCAAUUCUUCAGCAUCUGCUCUGAAUUCGGAAAGAAA